AUGGUGAUGAUUGUCACAAACGAGACUCAUCCACAGUGCAAUGAAAUUUAUACGGAACCUACUGUCGAUAACGUUGUGGUCACAGCACAGCUGUCCCUUAUAUUUAUUGGCAUUAUCAGCAAUCUAUGUCUGUUGCUGCAAUUUUCGGGCAGGGCAAAGCUUGGCACAGCAAGUUUUACGUACAUUCGAAUCAUUGCCAUUGUACAGUUCAUCUUUUUCAUCGUGCCAUUUCCGUUGAAAAUUCUUACGGAACACUAUCAAAGAGGUCAAACAUGGAUUGCUACGAAUUUUCUGCCGGUAGUGUUAGGACUUUUUCACUUCGCCAUCUCUUCGUUGUGUCUCUGUUUCGCAUUCAGACUGCAGCUACUGCUAAACUAUAUUAGACGUUCAAGACGUUGGAAUUCGUUGGCAUGGGUGGCAUGGCGAAAAAUCUGUUGGAUUUUGCCAUUCGGCAUUAUUCUGAAUGUUUCAUUGUGUUUCGAGUAUAAUCUUGACUACGAUUUUUGUGUCAUCGGGAAUCGUCCACAUGCUAUAGGACGUGCGAGACUUUCGGAGACAGCUCGACAAGAUCAUAUUAAGAUGGAAGUCAUUCGAUUCACUCCUACAUUGGUUUAUUGGUUAGCAGUGUUUUGUUGUUUAUGUUUCAUUAUUUCUGAACGUUGCCUACUUCCACAACUUGGAUCCCCAUAUGCGGCAAAACAUGCACCACUUUUUGCAAACCUACGACCGCUUUUACUUGCUUUGAUGAUAUCCCAAUCAGUGGUGCACCAGGCGAGCACUUUUUGUGCCAUUCAGAGUUGCAGAAUUGAUGAACCGGUCAGGUUAAUCCUUUAUGGGUUCUCCUAUUCGUUGACGUUUCCUCUAAUGCUCAUAAUGAGCACCACAUUUCGUUCACAUCUCUUUCAUAUUCUCACGAAUUAUGUUCAUGUACGUUCGAAAGUACGGAAAGAUUCGGCGUUACAUAAAGUAACUAAGCACAUCACACGAGCUGUCGCCUACAGUAAGAUGGAGAUGGAGAAUUCCGAAAUAGAUAACAGGAAUUAUAAUACACGACCUCACAGCUUACGAGCGAUGCUCAAAGAGGAUGCUAUCUAUCGUGUGCGAUUUGCGAUGCCUCAAAGUGUGGGGGUAAUCGAGGAAGAAGAUGAGACUAGCGAAGCUCGACGAGAGGAGGAAGAGACUGUCGCGAGAGCGUUUAUGGAGAGCGCACAAUUCCUCGAAAGGCCGGUUUUUGUUGAUGAGGACUCGAACAGCGGUUUCAGUGAACAUAUGCUGUAA
Messenger RNA from Necator americanus (New World hookworm), 1278 nucleotides. RefSeq lists its product as uncharacterized. The coding region runs from base 1 to 1278 and encodes 425 amino acids. NCBI's taxonomy places the organism in Eukaryota, Metazoa, Nematoda, Chromadorea, Rhabditida, Ancylostomatidae. The transcript has 9 exons. The record is from RefSeq and is a predicted model, not a curated record.